This is a messenger RNA of Mizuhopecten yessoensis (Yesso scallop), 4200 nucleotides long. Its product is annotated as short transient receptor potential channel 4-associated protein-like. The transcript has 24 exons. Gene Ontology annotation, biological process: ubiquitin-dependent protein catabolic process. The record is from RefSeq and is a predicted model, not a curated record. Bases 1 to 2307 code for a protein of 768 amino acids. Lineage: Eukaryota; Metazoa; Mollusca; Bivalvia; Pectinida; Pectinidae. Gene Ontology annotation, molecular function: phosphatase binding. Gene Ontology annotation, cellular component: Cul4A-RING E3 ubiquitin ligase complex.
AUGCUUGGGCGAAAAAUAGCCAAAUCUGUUAACAAAAACUCUGUAUUCCUUGCUCAUGAGCUAUGGCAAUAUUCAGGAAAUUCAUACAGACGAAUAAGUCAGUUACCUGAACACAUUGUAGAAGACCUUAGUGAUGGAAGUGGAAUUCCUGAACUGAUUGCCGAGCUUGAUCACUUCAGCGUCCGCUUAGACGCUGAAGAUGACCUCUGUUGGGAAAAUCUCAAGACCCUGCUUGGGAACUUGAUGAACUUUGAACCCAGGAGAAGCCAAGAUGAGGCCUCCCUGGAUGAAGAACAGAACAAGUACGCCACACAGUUUUACGAACAUGGCGGAGUGGAGGUACUUCUCCGUAUCCUCAUGUUUAACACUGUCUUCCCUAAGGUUGGGAGGAAAGUCAAAGUUGGAUUCCCAGAAUCGGAGCUGUUGCUGAGGGUAAAAAGUCUGGUACUAGAGAUCCUCACCAAGGUUACCACAACGUGUAUCGGCGACAAGGUCACUGCCCAGCUGAUGGCGAGUGAUGACGUACUCAAUUAUGUGUUCACUCUGCUGGCUCACCAGAAAACCUUCAUCAACUCGUGUCAACUGGUGGAGGACAUGCUUCAAUCACGCAGGGAGGUCCUCGACCUUCACAGAAUCCACAACCUGCGGGGCCUGAUCAGCACCCUUGAGGAUCACCAGCUGGCUAACUUCUGUAGGAUCCUGGCUGUGGCUAUAUCUGACCUUGACAUCUACGAAAACAAAUCUUCCUUGUUUCAACAAAAUAAACAGAAAAGAAGUCGAGGCUUUGUGAAUAUACGAGACAUCAACCAAGAACUGUUGCUUGCGAUACCAGACCUUCUACCAAGACUGGUGAACUUAGCUGUGGCAAAAGAUUACACCCCACGGUAUCGUGGUAUGGUUAGUGAGCUCGACUGUUGGAUGGAAUGGAUAGAAAACCAGAUGGCGGAGGAAAUGUAUGACACGCCAGCAAUGGACGACCUGGAGGACUUCAUCGGAGGUAUCUCAGAGCCAACGUCUGCUGGCGGCCCAAUGAAUGUACAACAAGGUCUAAAGAUCACGGAGGAGUUAGUACAACGAGUAGAGGUUGUGUAUGUCCUGGGUCUCUUCCUACUCGGCAAACACCGUAAAAAGGUACAAAGAAAGCUUGCAGAACUGAAGUUAGCACCAGGUCUUAGUGAACUGUUUGACCAAUUUAUCUGGAAAUGUCAAGUCAGACACAGUACUCGGCAUAGAUUACGAGGUCACAAUGCAGCCUGUGAAUGUAGUCCGGAGGUGGCACUGAAAAUUCAGUUUUUGAGACUUGUACACAGCUUCUGUGAUCACUCAGAUUACAAGCAUCUUCUGUUAUCAAAGAACGAACUCAAUGAAGUGAAGAGAAUUAAUUUGAAAGCUGGUUCUUUGGCGUUAGGUAGCUUAGAAAAUGUUAAUCGACAAUUGAUGUGUAAAGGAAGUAAAGGUCUGUUGACAAAGAUUGUUGAAGUGAUGAAGAAGGAACCGACAACCUCCACAUUCAGGUUCUGGCUGGCCAGGGCAGUGGAGAGCUACCUACGAGGAAACACGUCUUACUGUGAUCAAGUCUUUUUAAUGCGCCGAGGACUGCUGCAGCAUGUAGCAAGCAAUAUCGUGGAACACGAGAUCAGACACAAAGAAAUCCUACAGAGCAGCUUCGACCUGCUGGGAGAACUCAUCAAGUUCAACAUCGAGGCCUUCAAGACGUUUGAAGAAAUCCUCACAACACAGGCAAAGUUUGAGAAAUUCAUCAACACGGUAAAUAGGAAUCUUGUGGACUCCAACAUGUUCAUCAGGAGUCUGGUGUUGUCUCUGGAGCACCUCACAGAGGAAGACACCACAUACAGAGAAUAUGCCAAAAAGGACAACAAAUUACUGAUGUAUAUUGGCGACUUCAGUAAACAGCUCGACUACCUCUACAAACUAAUCAAGAUUAUUAACGUAGAUAAUCUCACACAGGAAAACGUAAGCUGCCUGAACACCACCUUGGUCUUUCUUAUGUUUGCAAAUCGUAAGGGCCAGCUCCCUAAGUACCUGCAGGCACUACGGGAUGAGAAAGAGGAUCUGAUGGAUGUCAGUGGGUCAGCAAAUCUCCUACGCAAUUUCAGGGAUCUAUUGACGUUUUGGCAAGACCAUUAUCUUCACAAAGACAAGGAUUGUAGUGCUCUAGAAAAGAGUUCACGCAUCAGCUUCGAGUACUGGAAGCAGACGGUGUCUGUGCUAGUGUGUGACGAUAAGGACGACAAGGCGGGAAUCCUCCAUUACGUGUCUCCUAUGCCCUGUGAUCGACCCAAUUGAACCCGUCUUCCACUCACAUAAACUAUGGGCUUGUGCCUACAGGCAGUGCUAUUCCGCAGUCGCUACAAAGUCUUGUUUCAGUUUGUACAGCUGUCAAUCAUGGUGUCUAUUUAAGUUCUACAUUGACUACAUAGCAUGCUGUGCUCUGCCGUUAAUUUCGUUACGUUGUUGGUUAGUGUGGACGCGCAAGCCUUGGAUGAUGGUCUCAUGCGGCUGGUUGGUCAUGCGUUCUGGAACUGGUUGUCAUGGUGAUCAGUCCUGCAUGCUUGGAUAUUGGGACUUCUGCCGUGGAAGUCCAUUGGCCACAGUUCAGUCGAGUACCAAGGGAGACAGAUUCACUCGACUGUGACUUGGUCAUUGCCUCGCACUCCUUGCAAGCUGGACCCUGUAUAGAGGCAAACGACGGCAAACGACUUGUGCCACUUUUCUGACGAGAAAGUGCGACUUCUGCUGGACUGCUUCGGCGCUCUGCAGCGGGGUUAAAAAUUUCAUGUGUUGUACACCAUUGUGAUGUCUCAAUUUUACCUCCCAUGACAUGGACCGAAUUUGUUUUGCGGUUGGUGAGAUUUUGACAAAGGACACCUACACCCUGGCUAUUGUUUUAACCAGAUGUGUUCCAAUUAUCAUCUCUCGAUGAUACAAAUCUAUUAUUCAUGAGUGUUGAAAUAUAGACAUAGUCAUAAAUUUAGUUUUUUCGCGAAUAUGCGUAAUACCGUUUGUUGUUGAUCAACAUUGCUGGACAGAGGAUUUAAUGAUUAAACAGUAUUUUUGAUCGACAAAAAUUGAAAAUCGAAAAACUUAUGUCAUACGAUUUCUGGUGGAGGAAGGAGUCUCCAGCCGAAGCUUUUAAGAAUUGCAUGGACAAAUUGUGUUAUAUAUAUAUAUAUUGAGUGUAAUGGAUGCAUGUGUGUUUUUUCAGAUUCAGCAUGUGUACACGAGAGGUGUGUAAUUGUGUUGUAAGUUGUAAAUAUAGACUUUCUCUGAGGCAGACCUUUACCUUAAAACUUCGGCGCGAGAGUUCACUUCUUAGUAUUGGGCAGAGGUUGUUUUCCUUGGUAGUAAUACAGGACUAGACAGUAAGGGUAGCCUGAUAGUCCGAGACUUGUGAAAUAUCCAACUGGGCCAGUGGUUCUAAAAACUGCUGGCCCAACUGACUAGUCAAAAUCUUAUAUAACCUAUCAUGUUGAAUAAUAUUGGGUAUUAAAGCAGAAUUUGCAUGUGGACAUAAAAAUUUAAACUACAAGUCCAGCUAACCAGUGGUUUAUGAAAUUAAUUUCUAGCCCUAAGUCUAUGAUAAUGUUUAUGUAAGCGUACACUACUUAUUUGCAGCUAAAAAAAAAAUCUUUUGUUUUUUCGGUGUUGCAUAUUAUCUAUGCAAAUAUCUUGGGUAAAAAAUAGCCAAUUUUGAUAAAUGCUUCAGGGGAAUCAAUUCAACUGGUUGCAACAAAAAAGUCUUCAGAAUGUCAAUAAUUUGAAUAAAUUAACUAUAUUUCUCUUUGAAAACUCUGAAGUUAAUCUGAUUAGAACAUGUAAUAUUGAUAGAAAUAUUGUUUACUGGUUGCAGUUGAUCAAGAUCUAUUUCCACCAAAAUUCUUUUUUGUCUGUUCUUCACAUGAUUGUGCAAACUUUUUUUAGUUCGGCUUUGUGUGAGUGUGCCUUUUAGAAGUAAACUCAAAUUUGAAUGAAAAAACGUUUAAAAUUUGCUGAUUCAUGAUACAGUUUAACCGACUUAUUAUAAUAUUAGAUAUUAGGGAAUAAUAACCUGCUUAUUAUAAUAUUUGUUCCAACAUUUAAUAGGAUUUUAUUUUAUUUUUCAAUAAAAUAAUACCACUCAUUAAAAUAUGCGCAUAUUUACCUAUCAUGUAUAUUUAAGCUUAAUUUUCACAAUCGUGU